Messenger RNA from Hibiscus syriacus, 906 nucleotides. RefSeq names its product GATA transcription factor 15-like. The record is from RefSeq and is a predicted model, not a curated record. The transcript is spliced from 2 exons. The coding region runs from base 169 to 705 and encodes 178 amino acids. Gene Ontology annotation, biological process: regulation of DNA-templated transcription. Lineage: Eukaryota; Viridiplantae; Streptophyta; Magnoliopsida; Malvales; Malvaceae. Gene Ontology annotation, molecular function: sequence-specific DNA binding; zinc ion binding.
UCGGUUUAUUUAUUGUCACUUUCCUUCAAUUUCCUCCCAAAACAUCCAUUUAUCUGAUCUCUUUAACCUUAUUUUCUUAUCCAAUCAGCUUUUAUUCUCACUGCCCAUUCUAACUCUUCGUGUUUAAGAACUUGGGUUGGUUUCAGAUCUUCGGAAUAUGAAGUAAAAAUGUCGGAUCAAAGUGAAAAAGUGAGUGAUUUAUCUCUCAUUACCUUAUUCGAUUCGUUCUUGUACUUCGUCUUCCCAUUUCUCUUAGCUGAUUCUCUGUUUUCUUGGGGUUUUUUUUUGCAGGGAUCAGUUUCUCAAGAUCGAAACAAGAAAUACCCAGAGUGUAUUUCACCAGAAGAAUCGCUAGAUCAAGCCAUUAGCAUUGAAACAAAGAAGAAUUGUGCCGAUUGCGGUACCUCUAAGACUCCCCUUUGGAGAGGAGGCCCAGCUGGCCCCAAGUCACUAUGCAAUGCGUGUGGAAUCAGAAGCAGGAAAAAGAGGAGAGCAAUUAUGGGAUUAAACAAAGGAGAAUACAAGAAAUCAAAGAAGGGAAACAAUAAAAAUUUUGGCGAUAAUUUGAAGCAAAGAUUGCUAUAUUUACGGAGAGAAGUUCUGAUGCAAAGAUCAAAGGUUGAGAAGCAAAGAAGAAAGUUAGGAGAGGAAGAACAAGCUGCAGUCCUUUUAAUGGCGCUAUCGUACGGCUCUGUUUAUGCUUAAUUUGUGGAAUAUAUAUUUUAGAACGAACAUAAUAGGCUCUGUGAUGGGUAUCUAACCGUUUUCAAGUGUAAUCUUUGGUUAAUUUGUAGUUCUUUUUAGUGUUGGCUAACUCUAUAUAUCUUUGGGUUUGAGGAAGGAAAGUGUAAGAAAAUGGAGGUUUUUAAUUCUGAUUUUCUUAAUCAAAUUGUAUUAGUAAUUUGA